Molecule: messenger RNA, 3313 nt
Organism: Meleagris gallopavo (turkey)
Lineage: Eukaryota; Metazoa; Chordata; Aves; Galliformes; Phasianidae
Source: RefSeq, a predicted model, not a curated record
CUGUAACUGUGACUGUGUUUUUCUUUUAAAAUUUUCAGGCAUCCAUUAAUAAGCUAAAAGUGAAAGAACCAUGGCUCAGUUUCCAACACCUUUUGGGGGCAACCUGGAUAUCUGGGCUAUUACUGUGGAGGAGAGAGCUAAACAUGAUCAACAGUUCCACAGUCUGAAACCAACAUCUGGAUUUAUCACUGGUGAUCAAGCUAGAAACUUUUUUUUUCAGUCUGGGUUACCUCAGCCGGUGUUAGCACAGAUAUGGGCUUUAGCUGACAUGAACAAUGAUGGAAGGAUGGAUCAGCUGGAGUUUUCAAUAGCUAUGAAACUUAUCAAAUUAAAACUACAAGGCUAUCAACUCCCAUCUGCGCUGCCUCCUGUCAUGAAGCAGCCACCUAUUGCUCUAUCUAGUGCACCAGGGUUUGGUAUUGGGGGCAUUGCCAGCAUGCCAUCUCUUACAACUGUUGCCCCAGUGCCAAUGGCAUCUAUUCCAGUAGUAGGAAUGUCUCCGCCAUUAGUAUCUUCUGUUCCUGCAGCAGCAGUGCCUCCCCUGGCUAAUGGAGCUCCUGCUGUUAUACAGCCUCUGCCUGCUUUUGCUCAUCCUGCCACAUUGCCAAAGAGUUCUUCCUUUAGUAGAUCUGGUCCAGGAUCGCAGCUGAACACAAAACUGCAAAAGGCACAAUCGUUUGACGUGGCUAGUGUGCCUCCUGUGGCAGAGUGGGCAGUACCUCAGUCAUCAAGACUGAAAUACAGACAGUUGUUCAAUAGCCACGAUAAAACAAUGAGUGGACACUUAACAGGUCCGCAAGCAAGAACUAUUCUUAUGCAGUCAAGUUUACCCCAGGCUCAGCUGGCCACGAUAUGGAAUCUUUCAGAUAUUGAUCAAGAUGGAAAGCUUACAGCUGAAGAGUUUAUUCUGGCUAUGCACUUAAUUGAUGUAGCUAUGUCUGGUCAGCCAUUGCCACCUGUACUGCCUCCGGAGUAUAUUCCACCUUCAUUUAGAAGAGUACGCUCUGGUAGUGGCGUAUCUGCUGUAAGCUCAGUAUCUGUAGACCAAAGGUUACCAGAAGAACCAGCAUUAGAAGAAGAACAGCAGCAACUGGAAAAGAAAUUACCAGUUACAUUUGAAGAUAAAAAACGUGAGAACUUUGAACGUGGCAAUCUAGAACUUGAAAAACGGAGGCAGGCUCUCCUGGAACAGCAACGCAAAGAACAAGAGCGUCUAGCACAGCUGGAGCGGGCAGAGCAAGAAAGGAAGGAACGUGAGCGACAAGAGCAAGAACGGAAAAGACAACUGGAGCUAGAGAAACAGUUGGAAAAACAACGGGAAUUGGAACGGCAGAGAGAAGAGGAAAGGAGGAAAGAAAUAGAAAGGAGAGAGGCUGCAAAACGGGAACUUGAGAGGCAGAGGCAACUUGAAUGGGAACGUAAUCGUCGGCAAGAACUGCUAAAUCAAAGAAACAGAGAACAAGAGGACAUAGUUGUUCUGAAGGCAAAGAAGAAGACUUUAGAAUUUGAGCUGGAAGCUCUAAAUGAUAAAAAAAAUCAGUUGGAAGGAAAGCUUCAGGAUAUCAGAUGUCGUCUGUCUACCCAAAGACAAGAAAUUGAAAGUACAAAUAAAUCUAGAGAACUGAGAAUUGCAGAAAUCACUCAUUUGCAACAGCAGCUACAGGAAUCUCAGCAGAUGCUUGGAAAGUUGAUUCCAGAAAAGCAAUUGCUCAAUGACCAACUAAAGCAGGUUCAACAGAACAGUUUGCAUAGAGAUUCUCUUCUUACUAUCAAAAGAGCCUUAGAAGCCAAGGAACUAGCCCGUCAACAGCUUCGAGACCAGCUAGAUGAAGUAGAAAAGGAAACCAGAUCUAAACUUCAGGAAAUUGAUAUUUUCAAUAAUCAGCUGAAGGAGCUGAGAGAAAUACAUAACAAACAGCAACUUCAGAAACAAAAGAACUUGGAAGCUGAGAGGCUGAAACAGAAAGAACAAGAAAGGAAGACAGAACUGGAAAAACAAAGAGAAGCUCAAAGGCGAAUCCAGGAUCGGGAUAAACAACGGCUGGAUCGAGUGCAACAAGAAGAAGAACCUCAAUGGCAAAAAAAAAAAGAAGAUGACAAGCAAAAAAGGGAAGAAAUAAUUAAGAAGAAGGAAAGUGAGGAUAAGGGGAAACAGGAAAUCCAAGAGAAACCGAGUAAGCUUUUCCAACCACAUCAAGAACCAGUUAAGCCAGCUGUCCAGACUCCAUGGUCAAAUGCAGGAAAAGCUCCACUAACAAUUUCUGCUCAGGAGGAUGUAAAAAUAGUGUAUUAUAGAGCACUGUAUCCUUUUGAAUCAAGAAGCCAUGAUGAAAUCACUAUUCAACCUGGCGACAUAGUCAUGGUGGAUGAAAGUCAGACUGGAGAACCAGGAUGGCUUGGUGGAGAAUUGAAGGGAAAAACUGGAUGGUUUCCGGCAAACUACGCAGAAAAAAUACCUGAAAGUGAAGUUCCAGCAUCUAUAAAGCCAGUUGAGACAGCUUCUGCACCUAAAGUUUCUGUGCAUGAAACAACCACAUCACUAGGAACUGCUGCAUCUACAGAGUGCACGACAACUGCCAACAACUGGGCAGACUUCAGUUCAACAUGGCCAGCAAACACUAAUGAGAAAGCAGAGACAGACAACUGGGAUGCCUGGGCAGCUCAGCCGUCUUUGACAGUUCCCAGUGCAGGGCAGCUGCGGCAGCGAUCAGCCUUCACCCCUGCCACUGUUACAGGAUCAUCUCCCUCUCCUGUUUUGGGUCAGGGUGAAAAAGUGGAGGGACUUCAAGCACAGGCUUUGUAUCCUUGGAGAGCAAAAAAAGACAACCACCUUAAUUUCAACAAAAAUGAUGUCAUCACAGUUUUAGAGCAGCAAGAUAUGUGGUGGUUUGGAGAAGUUCAAGGACAAAAGGGGUGGUUUCCUAAGUCAUAUGUGAAGCUUAUUUCAGGCCCCAUUAGGAAGUCAACAAGCAUGGAUUCUGGUUCUUCAGAAAGUCCUGCUAGUCUGAAAAGAGUAGCAUCACCAGCAGCUAAAGCAACUAUGUCAGGUGAAGAAUAUGUUGCUAUGUAUACUUACGAGAGUUCUGAGCAAGGAGACCUAACCUUUCAGCAAGGUGAUAUGAUUCUUGUGACAAAGAAAGAUGGCGACUGGUGGACAGGAACGCUGGGUGAUAAAACAGGAGUUUUCCCAUCUAAUUAUGUGAGACUCAAAGAUUCUGAGGUAGAGACAUUAAAUUGUUUUAAAAUUGGCCUGAGGGAGUUAUGUUUUCAUUGGUGUUGUAGUGAUAUUUGCAAGUGAGUUGUUUGCAAGGGA